UCAAUCUAAAAGCAGAUUCCAUGAUGCUAUCAAUUUAAAGGUCGUACGAGAAGUGAGAAAUAAAUAAAAUGGAUAUUGUAAAUGCCUUAACAGAAUUAAAUCUAAAUGUCGUGAAGACCAUAGGAAAAGGCACUUACGGAAAUGUUUAUCUUUGUAAGAAGAGUAAUAAUUUGUUGACAAUCGUUAAAGAUAUCCAGCUGAAUAUAAAAAUACAAGAUCAUGUGCAGGACACAGCUAAUGAAGUGAAGAUACUAUCAUCAAUGCAUCACCCAAAUAUAAUUCAGUUCUAUGAGUGCCAUUAUUUCGACAGUCACGUCAUGAUAUCGAUGGAGUAUGCAACCAAUGGGAAUCUUGCUGAGUAUAUGUACGACCGGUGCCCUAAACUUCUGAAACAAAAGGAGAUCCUGUUUUUCUUGGCCCAAAUCCUCUUGGGUGUAAAUUACAUUCACAGUUUGAAUGUGAUACAUCGAGAUUUGAAAGCUGAAAACAUACUUUUGACUGGAAAAUAUGGACUUAUUGUGAAAAUUGGCGAUUUCGGCAUAUCCAAGAUGUUGGCUAGUGCCAAGAAGACUUCAACGGUAAUCGGGACCCCAUACUACCUGGCGCCAGAGCUGUGUGAUGGCCAACCAUACGACUCGAAGAGUGAUAUUUGGGCCUUAGGUUGCUUGCUUUAUGAAAUGUGCACCCACAAAAGAGCUUUUGAGUCUGAGACUCUAGUCGGUUUAGUGAAGGCUAUAACAAGUGGUAGCGUCCACCCCAUAGACUUGUCUGUCUACGACCGAGGCAUUCAGGACCUUAUCGACUCAAUGCUGUCUAUAGUCCCGGAAAAACGACCGAACAUUCGAGAACUCAUGGGCAGAAAUAUCCUUUUGCCUGUUGUGUAUACGGUGUUCCUAGAUGCAGGAAAUGAUGACUUACUGUAUGCAGAUUUAGAGAACUUUAAGUGUGAUAUGUUUCAGUGA
This is a messenger RNA of Plutella xylostella (diamondback moth), 962 nucleotides long. RefSeq names its product serine/threonine-protein kinase Nek8. Lineage: Eukaryota; Metazoa; Arthropoda; Insecta; Lepidoptera; Plutellidae. The record is from RefSeq and is a predicted model, not a curated record. Gene Ontology annotation, molecular function: ATP binding; protein kinase activity. Gene Ontology annotation, biological process: protein phosphorylation.